CUGUCCGCUCAGAGGCGCCUGGAGCCGCCGGGCCUGCGUGAGCACAGCGUCUUGAGCCGAGACAGACGCUGUGUCCCCUUCUGCUCUCUGACCCUUCGGCCCCAUGAGGAAAACCAACAUGUGGUUCUUGGACCGGCUCCGCGGGUCAGGGGAGGAUGGCUCCCGCGCUGCGGGGGGCGAGGCAGGGGAUAAGGCCGCCAAGGGCCCCCUAUACAGCAAUGUGCUGACUCCCGACAAGAUCCCGGACUUCUUCAUUCCCCCUAAGCUGCCCUCGGGCCCCGCAGAAGCUGAGGGACCGGCUGAGUUGGGUCCGUCCCCAUCCGAGCAGAAUCUGGCCGCGUCCCCCCGCCGCAGCCCCCGCAGCCCCCGGCUGCCCGCGAAACUGGCUGCGGAGAGCAGGAGCCUGCUGAAGGCAGCCACGCGACAUGUCAUCCAGAUUGAGAGUGCCGAGGACUGGCCAGCGGACGAGGCCCCGGACUCCAUGUCCCUGCCUUCGGUGCCUAAGGCCCAGACAUCCUAUGGCUUCGCCACGCUGGCUGAGAGCCCCCACACGCGGCGCAAGGAGUCCCUGUUCCACAGUGAGCACGGGGCCCUGGCCCAGGUGGGCUCCCCAGGAGCAGGGCGCCGGCGGGCUGGUGCCAGGGCCAACGGGGCGGAGGGGGGGCCCAAGGAGGCUGGAGGGGGCCUGAUGAGCCCCGGCCGCUACUUCAGUGGCGGGGAGAGUGACACGGGCUCCUCAGCCGAGUCCUCCCCAUUUGGGUCUCCUCUGCUGUCGCGCUCUGUGUCCCUGCUCAAAGGCUUUGCGCAGGAUGGCCAGGCCAAGGUGAGCCAGCUAAAGCACUCAGUGGGCCGCCACGGCUCUCUUUCGGCUGACGACAGCACUCCCGACACCAGCCCCGGUGUCCGCCGCCGCCUGAACCGCCGGCCCACCCCGGAACCGGGCCCAGAGGCUGGCGCGGCACCCCGAGGGGAGCACACGGUGCACGUGGGGCCCCGGGGCAGCGUGCGCCUGCUGGCCGAGUACGAGGCAGCCCAGGCCCGGCUCCGCGUGCGCCUGCUGGUGGCAGAGGGUCUGUACGAGCGGACCUGGGAUGCCCGCAGCAUCAACUGCUGCGUGGGCCUGUGUCUGGUGCCUGGCAAGCUUCAGAAGCAGCGCAGCACCAUCAUCAAGAAUAGCCGCCACCCGGUCUUCAACGAGGACUUCUUCUUCGAUGGCCUGGGGCCAGCUAGCGUGCGCAAGCUUUCCCUCCGCAUCAAGGUGGUGAAUAAGGGCAGCAGCCUGAAGCGGGACACACUGCUUGGGGAGAAGGAGCUGCCCCUCACCUCGCUGCUGCCAUUCCUGUGA
Messenger RNA from Octodon degus (degu), 1345 nucleotides. It is a transcript of the gene C2cd4c, whose product is annotated as C2 calcium dependent domain containing 4C. The record is from RefSeq and is a predicted model, not a curated record. The coding region runs from base 104 to 1345 and encodes 413 amino acids. The transcript has 2 exons. Lineage: Eukaryota; Metazoa; Chordata; Mammalia; Rodentia; Octodontidae.